AACUAUGCUCAUCAGUUGGAAAGCGAUCGUGAAACUGUUAAAUACAAAACGAGUACGAUUCUGAGACUGAGAUACUUUUGUGUAGUCAGCGAAAAACGAAACGCUGCUGGGGAAAAAGAUAUUUAUUAGCGUGUCGAGUGUGGAAAAUUGUUUUUAUUUACGAUAUUUUAAAUAAAAAUAAAAAAAUAUAAAAAUUUGAUAAUUGAAUAAAACACAAGAAAUAUAAUAAAAAGUGCUUUAAAGAAAAAAUUGUAAAAUUUAAGUUUGGAAAAGUUUUGUUAAGUGGAAUUGCUGAGUGAAUAAUAUUCAAAAAUGCAUAGCACACUCUUGGAGGAGCUCAUGGAAAAUGGCUUUGUUGUCAUUGAAGACUUUCUAACAUCUGAAGAGACUGAAGAAUUAUACAAAGCUGGACGAACAUUAUGUAUGGAAGCACCAAAAAGUGACAGAAUUAUUUUUAGUACCGUCAAUAGUGAGAAGCAACAAUCGAAGGAGAGUUAUUUCUUAGAGUCGGGCAAUAAAGUUCGUUAUUUCUUCGAAGAAGGUGCUAUCGGGGAGAAUGGAGAACUCCUGGUGGAUCCAAUGUGUGCUUUAAAUAAGGUCGGACAUGCUCUCCACGUUGAAAAUGAUACUUUCAAGAAAAUUACCUUCAGCAAUCGGAUAAAAGAAAUAUGCUGGCAAUUGAACUAUAGAAAACCUGCAGUAUGUCAAAGCAUGUACAUUUACAAGCAUCCUGGUAUUGGAGGCGAAGUUAUUGCCCAUCAAGAUGCUUGGUUUUUGCAUACUGAACCCAGUACGGCCAUUGGAUUUUGGUUUGCCUUGGAAGAUACAACACUCCAAAAUGGCUGUUUGCAAUUCAUCAAAGGAUCACAUAAAAGUGGUGUUCAUAGAAGAUUCAUGAGGAAUCCCGAUGUAACAGAUCAAGAAUUUUUAUUAUACGAUAGACCAGCACCAAUAUACCCAACAUCGAAUUUCAUCCCUGUUACAGUUAAAAAAGGAACCUGCAUAAUUAUUCAUGGUCAAGUUGUUCAUAAAAGUGAUCAUAAUCGAUCAACCAAGAGCCGUCAUGCCUACACCUUCCAUGUUAUUGAGACUGAUAAUACAAUAUAUUCCGAAGCCAAUUGGCUGCAGCCUCCAAAGGAUGAACCUUUUCCUUUACUGUACGAACGAAAGGAUUAAAUUUAACAACUGAUGCUGAUGUCAUGAAGAUUGAAGAAGUCUAGCUUACAUUGCCUUUUUAUUUAAGUAAAUUCGUAUUAAUAAAAAAUGUAAGAAGACAUUUCAUAACUGUUGAAUGUAUUAUAAAA
Eupeodes corollae is the source of this 1304-nucleotide messenger RNA. It is a transcript of the gene Phyhd1, whose product is annotated as phytanoyl-CoA dioxygenase domain-containing protein 1. Bases 313 to 1176 code for a protein of 287 amino acids. The transcript is spliced from 5 exons. NCBI's taxonomy places the organism in Eukaryota, Metazoa, Arthropoda, Insecta, Diptera, Syrphidae. The record is from RefSeq and is a predicted model, not a curated record.